Messenger RNA from Morchella sextelata, 1188 nucleotides. RefSeq lists its product as uncharacterized. The record is from RefSeq and is a predicted model, not a curated record. The transcript has 5 exons. Bases 1 to 1188 code for a protein of 395 amino acids. NCBI's taxonomy places the organism in Eukaryota, Fungi, Ascomycota, Pezizomycetes, Pezizales, Morchellaceae.
AUGACUAAGGGAGACUCUUCCUGCGGAAAUAAGUGUGCAUGUAGGAGGGAUAAAGAAGCAGAGGCUACCAGAGGAUAUCCAGGCAAAGAUAUAAAGCCCAGCUUGGUAUCCAACUCUCAGAUCAAUCGAUCUCAAACCGCUGCUACUCGUGUACCAAUAGAGCUAAAACGGCCGAAAAUGUCAGUUUCUAAGCCAACACAGCAUUCACUGGGAUGUUUUGGAAAGCUUCCGCUCGAACUAUUGACGAUAAUUGCAAAAAACCUCGAAACUGUGGAUCAAGUCAGAUUCAUUUUUAGCACCCACAAGAGUCUUCGCCAGCUAGGAACAGUGCCAACAAUCUGGGAGAACCUAUUGAUUCAUGAGAAACCUAGGCGAAAUAUUUGCAGAGGCUUCUCUGAUAAAAUAGUUCCGAAUCUCCCAGGAGGGUGCGUUAGAAAUCUAUCUAUCCACUGUAUUGGUGGCAAGAAUCAUACAUACCAACCUCUUAAUCUCCUUCGAGAGCUUAGGCUCCAUGACCAAACUUUGUUCUCCCUCACCCUUAGCGGUAGCCAGAAAAGUGUUCAUGAGAGUCUACUUGCCAUAACGUUAGACGACAUCACCGACCUCGGAAAGCUCUUGAGCGGGCUUAAAACCCUCAUAGCCCAUCCAAAUGCUAAUCAAGCAAGUAAAAACAUUCGCCCGGACCAGCUGAUUACUCUUUUUCAGCUCCUACCCAAUCUCGAAACUCUUAUUUUAGAAAACCUCAAGAAUAUAUCAAAGCCACUCUGCGGUAUGGACCUCUACGGUGACAUGCUCGGAAACUUCUUUCCAGUCCUAGAAAAACUUCAUAUGGGGACAAUCAGAGACGUCAGGGAUUGCACUAGAGACGUGUAUUGUCCCCUUCCGAAGCUCAAGGAUUUCAGCGCCACCUAUUCUGGCGUCCGAGGUGAUGAAAUCUCGAAGUUUUUCUUCGACCUCGUUGAAGGAUCGCCAGAUAUCCAGGAAAUAAGCUUCUGCUGCCUGCGCUCUAGCUACUGGAAUCUCCUCUGUACGGCUAAACUGUAUGGACGGCCGAUGAAGAGUCCAAACUUGAAGCAGAUCCGCCUUGGGGGUUGGGGUAUCCUGGAGGAGGAUAUGGACGGGGACUGGUUUUAUGAAGAUAUCUGGCAGAGGCCAUAUAUCCAACCAAAAUGGCGGGGUUGUUGUUGA